Molecule: messenger RNA, 858 nt
Organism: Cladocopium goreaui
Lineage: Eukaryota; Dinophyceae; Suessiales; Symbiodiniaceae
Source: the annotation of a GenBank genome assembly
CCAUUUGUGCCGUUGUGCUGUGAAAAAACGGCCCGUCACCAAUGAAGCGACCAGCAUCCAAAGUUGUGGCGGCCAAGCCGAAAAAGCCGAAGACCAAGCCACUAAAGCCAGUGCCAAAGAAGGUCGCUCAAAGCGCCGUCCCAUCAAGCGAACGAGGCGCUUUAUUCGCAGAGGAGGCCUUUGACGCUGAGACCUUUGCACAUCGCUUCCGCUACGGUGACUUCAGUGGCGACAGUGCUGCUGCCAUCACCGAGGCCCGGAAGGAUGCGGUGCUGUCUCAAAAGCCACGAGUGCUGAAGUGGUCGACGUCAUCGAAGUCAAACAUCACGGUGCUCACAGUGAUUUUCUCGUCAGGCAGUGGGCAUUUGCCAUUGCAAGACACAGUUCAUUUGUGGUCACUGAAGCAGAUGGUGGACUUCGCCCGAGCUCUAGGUGCUACUGGAACUCGCCGCACUCGAAAAGCGGGCUUGCUUCCCUCGCCAGAAGCAGUAUGCAUCCGCUGCCCUCCAUUGUGGUGGUCGCUGGCUUUGUGGGCCUUUGCUCAAUCUGCUGGGGGAAGCUCCGGCAAAGGCAAGGGCACAGAAGCAGUGCCAACAUGUCCCAAAGAGCCUGCUUCAAUGCCAGGGGACUUUCCAAAGCUUCUCCACGCUCUCUUGGAGGGUGGAAAGAAUGGUGCUGGCGAGCGCGAGGUUCGCAAUACUUUGAUGUCCAUUCUGAUGCCAGUGGAGGCACAGUGAGCAAGUCGCUGCUCUCUCAUAUGGUGUCCGGAAAACAGAUCUUGAUAGAACACCUGCGUUCCUCUCUGCUACGCUGCUAUGCAUUUUCAGGCAUGAUAGUACGUUUGCGCCCCAAAGUGUG